AUUAGAGACUAAAUUCUUAAUAGUUAAGAAGCAGACGGAGCAAAUGUCUACGAGCGAUCGUAGCACACCGUCGAUAAAAUGUUACCGACCGAGCGGCGAGCUCCACGGCAAGCUCCGCGGCGGUUAUUGUAUACACGACUCGGCAUAGGCGCAUGCAGUCGGCCGAUUUCGGGAGUAUUGCGUCUCACGCAAUCGAGUUUUUUGAAAGAAGUACGCGAGUGUGACAAAUUUUGUGAAGAAGUGUGAAGACAGAAGUAUCUCUUCGUCGGGGAGGCAGCAGGCUGACGGUGUUUCAUCGCAGACGGCAGAAGGCGAGAGAGAAUUGGCUGGAGUCGGCGUCCGCCGUUGCAUUUGGCGCGUGCUCUCUUUAUCUCAUUGCCACAAAGAAGCACCUUUGCAGAAAUGAACAUCAUACUCAAGUCAUGGGGCUUUCCGAACUUAGUAGAUGUUUUUAAACAGAAUGAUAUACUAACUAUAGAUGCUCUGAAUGCUUUGAUGGAUGAUCCUGACGAACUCAAAAAUGUUAUUCCAAGUGCUGGUGUGCGUAUAUUGCUUAAAAAAAAAUUACGUGAACAUAUUGAAGUCAAUGAACAGAUAAAGUUCGAACUCUCGGCAACUGAAAAUUCGUUACUUGAGGACUCGUUGAAAGAAGAAGAAUUGCAAGGUCUUGAAACUACAGAAGAAGUUGAAGCAAAUGACGAAGAUACAAUCGAUGUAGAAUACGUCGAACAUCAAACAACUCCUGAUGGAGAGCCAGCUUGUAAAAAGCAACGAAUAUCAACUGCAGUCAACGACUUAGAUCUCAAAGCUCUGCUGGAAGACCAUGCUCUUGGGCCAUCGAUAUUGAGGGUAUAUGAAGCGAAAAAAGAGCUUUGUUCUGCUUCUCAAUCGUACUUAGUAGAAAUUAUUACUCUUCACUUCUUAAGAGACAACAAUUUAAGGUUAACUGACCAUGAUUUUAAAGUAUUAGCUGAUAAAAUACUCGAACUUUUUCCAGAAGAAUGUCUGCAAACUUAUUAUGUAGGCUCUGUGAAAAAAAAUGAAUCCAGACGAAACAAGCAUGAGCGAUCCAAGGGAAAAUUGGUUGAUAAAUAUAGAAACCGACGUACGUACAUCCUACAAUCACAUAAACUUUCAUCUCAAUGUCAGUCAACCGCAAAACGAGUGCCAGUUACAAAUAAUUUAGAUGUACAAAGUGCCCUUGAAAGCAAAGAAUGGCUUGUUAUAAAUAGAGAGAAGAGGGAAGUUCUAAAACAUUGGGAGUUCACAUUCAAUUUGCGCCAGACUGAUGCCAAGAAUCAAGAAUAUCAAACUGUAGCUGAUAUUUAUAAGAAUUGGCCAAUUUUAGAAGAAUCUUAUGGUUUCGAACUUAUUGAAAAGGAUUUUUUACAAACAUAUUUAAACCCUUUUGAGAAUAUAUGUAAACGAUGGAAUGAUGUCUUUUCUCAUGCAGCUGCUAUCUUAAAAGAUAAGCUAACAAAAGACGAUAGACUUAUUUUAGACUCGUUAGAAGAGCUGGAUUGUGAAUCUAUGACGGAUUACGACACACUUAUACAAGUUAAGUUAUUGAACUCCUUCGUAGCACCAAAAGCCACAAAAAUUUCCUAUAAAAAAUCUGGAAAAAAAAGUCUGUGGAAACCCUCUAAAGCAGAAGCAGAAGAAGGUAUUAUUAUUCAUGUAAAGAUUCCUGGCGAUAUUGAAAAUGAAGUCAACAAGAAGAGGAAUAAGAUGUCUAAUAUGAAGCUGUCUCUUCAGCCAUUUAUAAUUCUCGUUGGCGUAAAUUUAAAACGUAUAGAUCAAUUUUUCGUGCGUGUUGAUACGGUUACGUAUGAGUUGCCUUCACUUGCAAAAGCAAUCGACAUUUUAUUUAAACUGUAUAUAUUUUUCAAUAUCUCAUACCCCGUAGAAUGUGAAAAUUUAUUUUACUUUAUUCAAUGGGCCGUAUAUGAUAUUAUAACUGAGUCAGACGUUAAAAUACCUUCUGUGUGUACAUUGGUGCAUAAAGUUAAAAAGCGUUUAGUAGAGGCUGCAAAAAACUAAUCAAAAUGCAUUGUCCUAUCUGUACUUUGCAAAUAUUUAAUGAUGUCAACGUUUUUUUGCGACAUUUGAAAAUUUACCAUCAGCAUCUUGAUAAUCAUAAAUGCGUGUAUAGUACAUGUUUUCGUACAUUUAGUACAAUUUUAACUCUAAGAAAGCAUAUUAGUAAUUGUGAUCAAAAAGAUACGAAAAUACGUUCUAGUUAUAAUUAUUUUAAAAACAAGCAACUUGCCAAAAAAAGAUAUAGUUAUUUGCGACUUCGUAGUAAUCCAUCAAUCGUAGGUAAUAGCAGUACUUUAACUAUUUCUACUUUGCAUGCAAAUAGUUUUGAAAAGAAUCUUUUUAAUAUGAUAGGAAAACUGUAUGCAAACAGCUCAAUAACUAACGCAGUUGUAGACUUGGUUAUGAAAGACGUUAUGGCACUAAGCAGUGAACUCGUAGGUUUACAUAAGAGUAAAUUGAAAGAAAUGAUUCCGAUAGAAUAUCACAAAGAAAUAGAUGAUUGUUUGCAAGUAUCAAAUAUUUUUGAAAACUCCAACACAGAAUACAGGCGUUUUCGUUACCUACAAAACGCGGGCUUUUUAAUCGAGCCAAAAGCAGUACUAAUUGGUGAGAUAAAUGAUAAUAAGAAAAGUCGUGAUACCACGCUUUAUACAAAAAAAAAUGUACUGCAUCUUUAAUUCCAUUGCGCAAAGUGCUAACUAUGUUCCUACAAUUACCUAAUGUGUUCAACGAAAUAAUGAAUUUUAUUAAAUGUGAACUUGCUCAAGUUCAACACGUAUAUUCCAGCGUUUAUAAUGGCGAAUAUUGGCGAAAAAUUUCUGAGAAUUUCGGUGAGAAAACUGUAAUAGGAUUGUUCUUAUACAACGAUGAUUUCGAAGUAUGUGAUCCUCUCUCGACGUCAAGAACUGUUUAUAAAAUCGCAGGUUGUUAUUUUUCAAUUGCAGGUAUACCGCCAAAAUUCGCAUCGAUGUUAGAAAAUGUAUUUUUAGCGCAGUUUAAUUUGACUGCUGACCAAAAAGAGCUUAAAAAUGCAAGAUGUUUUAAGGAUCUUAUUGCUGAACUAAAUUCAUUAUUUGAUGAACCUGUAACAAUUUGUGUUGAUAACAAAAGUAUCAAAAUACAUUUUGUUGUUGUAGGUAUACUUGGCGAUAAUUUAGGAGUAAACAAUUUGUUCGGUUUUAAUCAAAGCUUUGUAGCUUGCUAUUAUUGUAGGUUUUGUAAAUGUGAUAAAUUUGAAGCAAAAGUACUCUGCGCAGUUAAUAAAAAUAAGAUAAGAACUACGACUAAUUAUACCGAAGAUUUAGAGCAACGAACAAACGGAGUUAAAAGUGAAUGCGUUUUUAAUCAGUUGUACGUUUUUCAUAACGUUACGAAUCUUACGUGUGACUUGAUGCAUGAUUUUUAUUUAGGGGUAUGUAGAUAUGAUAUGUCAAUGAUUAUUCAUUCUUUUAUACAAAAAGGAUAUUUUGAUAUCGUACAGCUUAAUGACAGAUUGAAAUAUUUCGAUGCCUCGGACGCAGAUCACGGAAACAAACUAUCAUCGAUAGAGGAAUCGAAAAUUGUUGGCGGUUAUCUAAGUAUUACGGCAGCCGAGAUGUCAUAUUUAAUUACCUAUUUUGGCAUUAUAAUCGGUGAUCUUGUUCCGGAGGACGAUUUAUCAUGGGAACUGUAUUUAACAUUGUUUGAUAUUAUUGAUUUAAUAACUCAAGCUUCUAUAACUGAAAAUGAAAUUUCUUAUUUAAGUCAAUUAUUGAAAUCACAUAACGAGCUGUAUAUACAAAUUUUCGAUGAACCGUUAAAACCAAAACACCAUAUUAUUUUGCACUAUCCCGAUUGUAUUAGAGCAAUGGGACCUACUAAGCAUUACUCGUGUGAAAAGUAUGAAGCCUUUCACAAGAAAGCUAAACAGUGUGCUCGUGUUGUGACUUCAAGAAUUAACAUCAUUCAUACUUUAUCAACAAAAUUGCAGCUUGAAUUAGCUUAUCGUUUUUAUAUAAAUAAGGAGUUUAAAAAUAUAAUUGAGUUUGGGGCUCUCAAAAAAAAGGUGACUGAAAAUGUAGACAACGAAGUUAAUUUUGUAAAAAUUAAUGGAGCUCUGUAUCGACCAAACUAUGCAAUAUUUUUGUACAACGAUGAGUCUGACAAUCCUGUAAUUGGUUUGAUCGAAAAAAUCGUAAAAACUACUGAGAAUAAAAUAUUUUUUAUGUACAAAGAUUGUCAGACGAUUGGUUUUCUAAAUAGUAUGAAAUGUUACGUUAUACAGUUACCAUCUAAAAUGCAGAAAGAAAAGUGGUUUUUGUAUAAUUUAAAUUAUUAUAUGCGACCUAUAAAAAUUCAUGUAACAGCCGAAGGAAAGUAUGUAGUAUCUUGUAGAGAUUUAUAAUGUUUAAAUAAAUAGAUGUUCAAAGUAA
This is a messenger RNA of Nasonia vitripennis (jewel wasp), 4451 nucleotides long. RefSeq lists its product as uncharacterized. Bases 403 to 2040 code for a protein of 545 amino acids. NCBI's taxonomy places the organism in Eukaryota, Metazoa, Arthropoda, Insecta, Hymenoptera, Pteromalidae. The transcript has 8 exons. The record is from RefSeq and is a predicted model, not a curated record.